Messenger RNA from Pseudoliparis swirei, 2118 nucleotides. RefSeq names its product PWP1 homolog, endonuclein (gene pwp1). The coding region runs from base 116 to 1576 and encodes 486 amino acids. Gene Ontology annotation, molecular function: protein binding. The record is from RefSeq and is a predicted model, not a curated record. Lineage: Eukaryota; Metazoa; Chordata; Actinopteri; Perciformes; Liparidae. The transcript is spliced from 15 exons. Gene Ontology annotation, cellular component: nucleus. Gene Ontology annotation, biological process: rRNA processing.
CAAGCGACACAGGCCCCAUUUUAACUCACAUGUCCGCUCACUGUUUGCGUGCCUGAGCUGAAACUAUUUUGACAACCGCUACAUGUGUAUGUUGUGUUGUUUUUGAUCGAUAGAAAUGAGUUCCCAGAUCACGUGUGUCGGAUGGGUUGCGAGAGGCGUUUCCAAAGAAACCCCAGACAAAGUCGAGUUGAGCCAAGAGGAGCUACAGCGCAUCAUUACUGAUGCAAAACAGGAACUAGGUGCUCUGGCUGCUGCGGAUGAUGAAGACGAUGAUGAAGGGAUAGCCUGUGAGGAGACUCCUGAUGAUAAAAUUGCGAACGUUGCUGGACUUCCAGAGGAUGACGAGCUGGCAGAGUACGGCCUGGAUAGAUAUGAUGAAGAGGAUACAGUGACCACUAGUCUCGGAGACAGUCUGGCUGGGCUUACAGUGUUUAGCUCUAAUGAGGAGGAUCCUUACAUCACCCUCAAAGACACAGACCAAUAUGAGCGAGAAGACUUCCAAAUCAAGCCGAGUGACAAUCUCAUCCUUACAGGCAGGGCAGAGAAGGACUGCUGCAAUCUGGAGAUCCAUGUUUAUAAUGCCGAAGAGGACUCUCUGUACAUUCAUCAUGAUAUUCUGCUACCUGAUUACCCACUGUGUGUGGAAUGGCUGAACUUUGACCCCAGUCCUGGAGAAAAGCCCGGAAACUAUGCUGCAGUGGGAAACAUGACUCCUAAAAUAGAUGUGUGGGACCUGGAUGUGGUGGACUGUCUGGAGCCAGUCUUUUCAUUAGGCAGUAAAAAGGCAUCCAAGAAGAAGAAAAAGGGCAAGACGGGGGCAGCAGCAGCAGAGCCUGUUGAGGGGCACACAGAUGCAGUGUUGGAUUUGUCCUGGAACAAACUGAUCAGGAAUGUGUUGGCCAGUGGAUCAGCAGAUGACACGGUUAUCUUGUGGGAUCUUACUCAAGGCAAACCAGCCACCACUCUGCACAGGCACACUGACAAGGUUCAGACGGUAUCAUUCCACCCAUUUGAAGCACAGACUUUGAUAUCAGGAUCAUUCGACAAGACCGCUGUCCUGUAUGACUGCCGCAGUCCAGACAACAGCAAUCGGACCUGGCGGUUUAGUGGUCAAGUGGAGCGUCUGACCUGGGACCACUUUUCACCGUGGAACUUCCUGGUCAGCACAGAGGAUGGAUUUAUCUACUGCCUGGACGCACGCUCCGAUAAACCUGUUUUCACACUGAAGGCUCACGACGAGGAAGUGUCAGGUUUGAACCUGAGCAGCCAAAUCAAAGGAUGCCUGGUCACCUCAUCAGCUGACAAGCACGUUAAGAUUUGGGACAUUUUGGGCAAUAAGCCCAACCUGGUGCAUUCACGAGACAUGAAAAUGGGAGUACUGUUCUGUGCGUCAUGCUGCCCUGAUCUGCCCUUCGUCUAUGCCUUCGGGGGACAGAGGGAUGGCUUGCGGGUUUGGGAUAUAAGUGAUGUUGCAGCAGUGGCUGAGGUGUUUGGCAACAGAGAGCGCUUGGUGCCGAACACAGGAUCACAGGUGUCCGGCACUGCGGCCACGGCAGAUAUGGAAGUUUCUAAAUGAAGCAUCAACGACCUGAAAACAUGAAUAAACUCUUGUUGCUGUGUUCCUCAUCAUGCAGUAGUUCAUGGCAAAAGGAUUUGAAUAAACAAAGCUGCAUAUCUGAAGCAGUUCAACUGUUGGCCUGAAUGCAAACUGGACCUAACAGACCUGAAAAACUUGUUUGGCUUGUCUCUCGGCACAGGUAACAACAGCAGCAGCAGCAGCAGCUUGCACACUUGAAGUGUUCAGAAAAGAAGAGACAUGCUUUUCUUAUAUUCAUAUAAGUUACAAAGAAUUAUAUUUAGAAGCAGUGAUUCAAAUAUUUGAAUUUGUAGGCAAACUGAAAAAAAUGUCCUUUCUUUGUACAUUUACAAAUAUAAUAUGCGACUAAAACUAUUUUCAUUACAAUUGUGUCAUUAAUAUUACAUACCUGGGUUAAUGAAUGGGGGAAAUUAUAUAUGACAAGAAGCCUAUGUACUCGAAUUCGGCCACAAUAAUAAUAAAAAAGUAAUGGACUCUUCAAAAUGAUGUGUAUUCAGUAAAUAAAUACCUUUUUUACAAUG